Colletes gigas is the source of this 1123-nucleotide messenger RNA. Its product is annotated as pancreatic triacylglycerol lipase-like. Gene Ontology annotation, biological process: lipid metabolic process. The transcript is spliced from 5 exons. Lineage: Eukaryota; Metazoa; Arthropoda; Insecta; Hymenoptera; Colletidae. Gene Ontology annotation, molecular function: lipase activity. The record is from RefSeq and is a predicted model, not a curated record. The coding region runs from base 19 to 1095 and encodes 358 amino acids.
GUUCUCACGAGUAGGAAAAUGAUCGUGACGUAUAAAUUUGUACAAUUCGCGGUACUGCUCUUUGCUUUUUACGAUCUUACAAUUUGCCAAGCGUGGAAUAGCGGUCUGCGAGAAAAAUACGACGGAUACGGAGAAGAUUGGAUUUUUAUGCCUGAUGGAAACGAUCAGCCACAAGUAGCAGUAUUGAAACACACGGAAACGGAAACGCGCGGCAUUUUUGACGAAUCACAAGUCACUUAUAUUUUGUACACUCGGUCUGGCCCUGAAAAUGGCACUCAAUUAUAUACGAACGAUACUACGAGACUUUCUGGAUCCAAUUUCAAUCCAUCGUGGCAGACGAAAUUUAUAACGCAUGGGUGGAAAUCCAGCGCAAUGAGCGGUGGCCUGCUCAACAUGAAAGAAGAAUAUUUAAAUUUUAACGAUUACAAUGUCAUUAUGGUUGACUGGCAACCUUUAGCCGCGAGUACGUUUUACCUUGGACCGAUGCGAAACACGGAAAGAGUCGGAAAAACGACCGCUGAAUUUAUUGACUUUUUAGUAGCGGAAACGGGUCUAAACACCGAAAAUAUUCAUUUUCUGGGACAUUCGCUUGGAGCACACGUAGCUGGGAAUACGGGAAGUUCGCUGACUUCUGGUCGCUUAGGAAGGAUAACUGGCUUAGAUCCCGCUUUGCCAGGAUUUCAUUUGCUCACAACAGACAAGACCCGACUGGAUUCUACAGACGCGUUGUUCGUCGAUAUUAUUCACUCAUGCGGCGGUGUAUUAGGGUUUUUACAACCUCUAGGUAGCGCAGACUUUUACCCAAACGCGGGAACAGCUGUUCAACCUGGUUGUUGUUGUAUCCCGGAAGUAGUAGAGGCAUGUAGUCAUGGAAGAUCGUACGUGUACUUUACGGAAAGUAUAGCCACCAAGGCGGGAUUUGUGGCAAGGAAAUGCAAUACCUGGGAUCAGUUUAUGGGUGGCAAUUGCAACUAUUCCGAUACUGCAUUUAUGGGAGAACACGUUGACAAAGCGGCUUCUGGAACAUAUUUUCUUAGAACAAGAUCAGAAUCGCCGUACGCUUACCAAGAGGAGAUAACCGAUAACUCGGUUUAAACAAAGCAUUCGAUGUUCAAUCAAAUUU